Messenger RNA from Schistosoma turkestanicum, 2064 nucleotides. NCBI's taxonomy places the organism in Eukaryota, Metazoa, Platyhelminthes, Trematoda, Strigeidida, Schistosomatidae. The record is from the annotation of a GenBank genome assembly.
AUGUUGAAGCAAAAGGAAGAUGUACUUCUCAUGGUUAAGCAUGUACGAUAUAAGAAAGUCGAUGGGACUCUGUAUGUCAACUCAGGCAGAGUGGCCUGGCGCAACCAAACUUCUGAUAGUUUCCGCAUCAGUGCUAAAUUUGAAGACAUCAGAAUACAACGUAUUAGUCCAGACCAAAAGGAAAAAGUCCAACUUCAGUUAUUGAUGCACAGUGGGGAAUCAUUUACGUUUCAGUUUUCGGAUCCUACAGGCAGAGAUAAGCAGCUUGAAAUGCGUAACAACGUGAAAUCAAUGCUACAAAAUUUGCUACCCAAAUUUAAAGACAAGGCUCAAGCCGAAUUGAAGGAAAAAUUUAGACUCCUCGAAUCAAAUCCUGAGAUUUUGGCAUUAUACAAAGAGUUGGUUGUUAGCGGUAUACUCAGUUCUGAGGAGUUCUGGGCUCGACCAGAAUGUUCUCGCAGUAACUUUAAUUCGUCCCAGUAUCUGAAUAAUUCUAAAGCUAAUAAUAAAGCCUCAGGAGCAACUGGAAUAUCAGAAGCAGCUCCUAAUGGUACAACUGCGUUGUCUCAUAAUAAUAUGUCUGUUGGUCCUACUAGCCAGAUUUCACGAAGUUUUCAUUUAGAUGAUCGACCUCAAGUUAUUGGAGUCCCUAGUUGUCUUUUGAGCGAUAUCAAGCCUGAGGCAGAUGGUGCAAACGGAAUAAAGUACAAUCUUACUCAUGAAACAAUCAAUGCAAUCUUUCGAGCCUACCCUACUGUACGUGAUAAACAUCGGGAAAUGGUGCCUGAUAAGUUAUCUGAAGCUGACUUUUGGAUAAAAUUUUUCCAAUCUCAUUAUUUUCAUCGUGACCGAGUCCAUCUUCCGAAGAAUGAUAUAUUUGCUGAUUGUGCUACCAUUGAUGAUAAGCUCUUGCUCAAUGAUAUAAGGAAGUCAAGAGUCAGUCGAAAUAAUGUCCAUUUUGAUUUACCUAAUCUUACUGAUUACGACAUAGGACAAGGUUAUGGUAUUGAUCAGGUGUCUGCUCAAGCAAAACAAAAAUUAGCUGACGUAUCGGUCUCGAAUCAGAAUGCAGAGAAUACAUCAAACGAAUCAACAAUAUCAAAUAAUUUAUCUGCAAAUCAGUUGUUACUUCGUCGUUUCAACAAUCAUUCAAUACUCGUUUUAAAAUCUCUUAAUUCAAGUGAUGCAUCUUCAUCGACUAAUAAUUCAUCUCAAAAUUCGAAAGAUGUGCUUAAUUCCUGUCCGUUGAAAGACCACGUAUAUGUUAAAGAGCUUGUGGAAGAUCAAAACCCUCCAGAAAUCCAGUUAGACUUAACCUGUAUAAAUGACUACUUAGAGGGUCCUACUCCUAGUAUAACUGAAAAAGCUACCAAGUUAGUGGACCCAUUAUCAGUUACCCGGCAAACAGAUACUUCGUUUUAUGGAUUACAAGUAGAGCAGUCAGUAAAUAAGUGUAAAAAUUCAAUGAUAUCUGCUUAUCACAUGGGAAAGAAGCCAGGUGUAUCACUUUUAACUGCACUUGAGUCCCAACAAGCAUUAGCAGAUGUCUCGCCUGGUGGUUGUCUCAUCGGUGGGAAACUUAAUAAUGAACGCUCGAAAACAUGUGACUUAACUAGCGAGUCAGUCAGGAGCAGUCAUAUAUCGAACUCUCCGAAAGCGUCUGAUGAACACCAUUCGGGUGACGAUGUCGAUCGUGGUCCGCCACUGCUCACACUAGAACAGGGUAAAGAUUUGUCGCUCUUAUAUUCAAGUGCUGCUGAACUCUUAAGACAUUUCUGGGCAUGUUUUCCCGUAACGACCCCGCAGCUAGCUGAUAAGUUGGAUCGUGUUGCUGCUAGUCUCAAUCGUUUUCGCACAACCAAGGUAGCUCACUUCGCCGCUAGCGUUGAUCCAUCUUUCCGAAAUAAAUCAGACACUUAUUCUGCAAACUCAUCUGAACAUCUAUCCAACUCAGGGAAUUCUGGAUCUAUUUCUUACCGUUCAAGUGUAACUAGUCACCUGGAAUCGAUGCUAGACUCCGCCCAAAAGAAAUAUUCUGAAUGGAAAACUCGACAUUCGCAAUAA